Molecule: messenger RNA, 781 nt
Organism: Arachis duranensis
Lineage: Eukaryota; Viridiplantae; Streptophyta; Magnoliopsida; Fabales; Fabaceae
Exons: 6
Coding region: 152-781 (209 amino acids)
Biological process (GO): DNA damage response
Molecular function (GO): single-stranded DNA binding
Source: RefSeq, a predicted model, not a curated record
UCUCUUGUUAAACCUGUCCCGUGGACUUUCCAAGAAGUAAGAAGAAGCACUAUGUGAUUCUUCCCGCCCUUUACUUGGUUGCGCAAGAGGGGAAGGGAAAAACAAAACAACAGCGAUACUCUGAACGAAAGAGAGAAAGAAGGAAAGAGAGAUGUGUGGAAGAGCACGGUGUACUCUAAGAGGCGAUGAUGUAGCAAGGGCUUGUCACCGCACCCUUCCCGCUACUCGUUCUCUCCAUAUGGACCGGUAUAGGCCAUCCUAUAAUGUGUCGCCGGGAUUCAACCUGCCGGUAGUUCGUAGGGAAGAUGCGUCUAACAGUGAAGGCCAUGUUCUUCAUUGCAUGAAAUGGGGUUUAGUCCCCAGUUUUACAAAAAAGACAGAGAGGCCUGAUCACUACAAGAUGUUUAAUGCUCGAUCUGAGUCCUUAAAUGAAAAAGCUUCAUUUCGCCGUCUGCUUCCUAAAAACAGAUGCCUUGUAGCAUUAGAAGGAUUUUACGAGUGGAAAAAGGAUGGUUCAAGAAAACAGCCAUACUAUAUUCACUUCAAAGAUGGACGACCACUUGUCUUCGCUGCUCUUUAUGACUCUUGGCAGGAUUCUGAAGGUGAAAUACUAUACACAUUUACUAUUAUUACAACCUCUUCCUCUCCAGCUCUUCAGUGGCUUCAUGACAGGAUGCCUGUUAUUUUUUGUGACAAGGAAUCAACUGAUGCCUGGCUAAGCGGCUCUACUUCCAGUUUUAAGAAUUUGCUGAAGCCAUAUGAGGAAUCUGAUCUGGUAUGA